AUGAUUAUUGAAUUUAAUGACCAAAACAUCUGUGCAGAGAAAGCUCCGAAAUGUCCGACUGACAACCCGUGGCCCGAAACGCCAGUUUUGGACAAUAAAUUAUACGAACAAUUGGAUUCAAUGGACGAUUCGGAAUUGACCGACAAAAACAAACAACUAAUUCAACAAUUGGUCGACUGGUUUCAUCUGUAUAGUAGUAAACAUGUACGUCAAUUGCAUGGAUUGAACUACCUGGGUGAGGUUUACAAAAAAAUUGGGGACGAUUUGGGAACGUACGAAUUAGCCAAUUUGGAUUCAAUUGGCAAACUAGUCGACAAUCGUAUUAAACAUAAAUAUUUGGUACAGGAUCAACGUUUUCUUGGUUAUUGGUUGAAAUAUUUCAAUCGAUAUUUGUCCAAUGAUUGUCCACUGGAGGCAUAUAAUUCAGCGGCCAAAACUAUGUCGGCGAACCAAUUGGUUAGACAAUUGGGUGAAAUUAGACAAAAAUUAUUUGAAGCAUACGAUGAAUAUCUUGAUGAAGAAAAAUCCAAUAAGGAUCAGUCGUUUUGGGUAUUUUUAAGCAUAGAUCAAAAGAUUUUAAAUUACUUGAAAAAUACAUCACUGUUAGACAAAACUAUUCAACAAUUGACACCCGAAUCGCUUAAAUUGAAAACAUUACAGAUUCUGUUAAUCGAUACGGAACUACUAUAUCGAGGUUAUAGUGCUUAUAAAACUUAGUCAAUCAUUAAUCAACAAAUGCCUUAGUAUUACUUGUAUAUUAUUUAGUAUACAUUACUCCCGUCCCUCC
Oppia nitens is the source of this 787-nucleotide messenger RNA. RefSeq lists its product as uncharacterized. Bases 1 to 717 code for a protein of 238 amino acids. The record is from RefSeq and is a predicted model, not a curated record. Lineage: Eukaryota; Metazoa; Arthropoda; Arachnida; Sarcoptiformes; Oppiidae. The transcript has 3 exons.